UCGCACUCAGAAGAAAAAAUGACAGCUUAGCCUUCUGAUUCAAAAGACUGUUUGACCUCAGUUGCUAAUAUUAUCAAAUUCAGUAUGUCUGAGAAGGAACUGGGGCAGAAAUGGGACCGCUGCCUUGCAGACUGCGCUGUUAAAGUUGGUGCUGGUAUUGGUUUAGGUAUCGUCUUCUCUGUGGUCUUCUUCAAACGUAGGACAAUGCCAAUCGCAUUUGGCACCGGAGUAGGACUGGGCAUGGCUUAUUCCAACUGCCAGAAUGACCUGAGGUCUCAAUAUCUCCUACACAGCAGUGUUACUAAGGAGCAGUAGCACCAGACCAGUGCAGGAUUUCAUCUGUUUUGUUGAGACACAACUGACAAAUGUCUUUCUGCAGAUUUCUCCUCACCAUCCAACAACUCUGUGCCUGAACCGCGCAGUCUGUCUUCAUUUAAUCAUGUUAUUAUGAUAUCGGUGGAAAAUGUAGAUUUGGGAAUGAAUAUGCCAUGAAGGUCGUGCAUUUAUAAAACACUGUUUUAUGAAA
Molecule: messenger RNA, 526 nt
Organism: Neoarius graeffei (lesser salmon catfish)
Lineage: Eukaryota; Metazoa; Chordata; Actinopteri; Siluriformes; Ariidae
Gene: micos10
Product: mitochondrial contact site and cristae organizing system subunit 10
Exons: 4
Coding region: 85-315 (76 amino acids)
Cellular component (GO): MICOS complex; mitochondrial inner membrane; mitochondrion
Source: RefSeq, a predicted model, not a curated record